This is a messenger RNA of Lolium perenne, 1364 nucleotides long. NCBI's taxonomy places the organism in Eukaryota, Viridiplantae, Streptophyta, Magnoliopsida, Poales, Poaceae. The record is from RefSeq and is a predicted model, not a curated record.
UAGGAGACCGGCCUGAGUUUCCCCUGUAAUUCAUGCACACCACACGGUUGCAGAAACAAGCGGGUCCAAUCUACAACGGCUCGUGCACCCACUGGACACGUAUAUACCCACGUACCAAAGCAGGUCCCUUUUCUUUCCCGUUCCCUCGGCCGUCGUGCACGACCCACCCUCAGUGUAUCCACAACCUGGUGACAUGCCAAACUCAACGCCGCCGGAGCAUGCCGCCGCCGCCGAGGAUGCCACCGGUGGUGGCACGAGCUACGACGAGGCCGCAGGCAUGCUGUGCCACUACAGCACCAACGCCAAGAGGGCGCCGCCGCGGCUGGAACUCAAGGUCGACGCGCCCUUGCUACGACUGAUCAAAUUCAUGCGAUCCGCCGCGGCUGGAACUCAAGUUGCCGUCUGUCGGGCUGAGGAUGAGGAGCUGGGAGAGCCGGCGAAGAAGAGGAUGGGCCGCAGAAGGCUGGGGAAGGUGGCCGUGCGGUUGCUCCAGCUCGGCCCUCACAACAUCGUUCGAACAGAUGAGGUCGAAAUCUUCGCCAAGUUCCUGUACAAGAAGCCCAAGAAGAUCGUGUGCCAGAUACGGGCCAUACGGCACGUGCGCGACGUGUUCAUCAAGAUCAACAUCCUCUGCUCCAACAUAAAGACCAUGGAAGCGUGUUUCAACGACGCGAGAUUCGAUACCCUGAGAAUCCAGGCAAGUAUAUAUUUGUUGCUGUCCCUCCCCAUUAUACAUCUUUCUUUGAGAGGUUACCAUGUUAAAUCUUCGUCGGAGCAAUACCGUGCUGAUCCACCUCCACCAGGAAUGCAUCUUCCAUGGCGGCGGAUCGCAGAUGUUACAGAAAAGACUUUCUUCCUCCAGUUUGAGAAGGGAACUCUGGAGAGGAGCUACGGCAAAAUGCUGUACACACAUCCUUCCCUGAUUCUGCUACCAUUGCCUCGUGCCAGUAACGAAGGGGAUGAACAAGAAGCCCAAGCAACAACCGCCCAACAAACUCACAUGAUCAGAGCCGCCGUUCCCGUUCCCCCAUCUGUUGAAGCGGUGAUGACAAGCACGAGGAUGAUAGGCUCAACAUACACAGGAGCCAAUUUUGCGGCGCAUGAGCACCAGGGGUACUUACGAUUCGACUGAACAACAACAUAUGCAUUCUUUCUAUAAAUUGAUGCAGAGUGCAUAUAGCCAUUACCCAUUCACAUUCAUUAUUUGCAUUCGUUGUAUAGAUAGUAUAACACACACUUGUACAUAUGCCGAACUAUGGUUUUUGUCACAUACAAUCUUCUGUGCAAUGUUGUGAUUAACAUUUAUGUUGUUCCAUUGUAUAAUACAAUGCACAAAAGCGAAAGCUCCGACUCCGGAAUUUGUA